CCCUGAGUGCGCCUCCCGGAGCCUCAGACCCCCGCCCGCCCCCUUCGGCCACCAGCGGGGGAGAGCGGCUCAGCCUCCUAGCCGCUGGCCCAGCACUCCGCCACGGCUCGGCCCACGGCCCCCUCCUCCCGAUUGCCGCCAGCGGGGGAAGGUAGAGAAGGGGAGGGGACAAGCAAGAGCCUUGGCCCGCCCGGCCUUCUCUCUCUACCCGGUGCUGAGACGCCAAGCCGAGCCCCAAGGUCUGUGUGGAGCAGGAGGCGUGAGGGGAGAGAGCACAGGGACCGAUCGGAGCCCCGCGGUGACCCCCAGCUGCCGAAUUCCCCCGGACUUUGAGGAGUGGGGGACGCACCCCAAACAAGAGCAGGCGCGGCGCUUCCACCCCAGUGCAGCCUACCCCUGGCGGUGGUGAAAGAGACUCUGGAGUCCUGCUUCCAAAGUGCCCGCCGUGAGUGAGCUCUCGCCCCAGUCAGCCAAAUGCUCCUCUUCGGGCUUCUCCUUCUGACAUCUGCCCUGGCCGGCCAGAGACACGGGACUCAGGCUGAGUCCAACCUGAGUAGUAAAUUCCAGUUCUCCAGCAACAAGGAACAGAACGGAGUACAAAAUCCCCAGCAUGAGAGAAUCAUUACUGUGUCUACUAAUGGAACUAUUCACAGCCCCAAGUUUCCUCAUACUUAUCCGAGAAAUAUGGUCUUGGUAUGGAGAUUAGUAGCAGUUGAGGAAAAUGUAUGGAUACAACUUACAUUUGAUGAAAGAUUUGGGCUUGAAGACCCAGAAGAUGACAUAUGCAAGUAUGAUUUUGUAGAAGUUGAGGACCCCAGUGAUGGAACUAUAUUAGGGCGCUGGUGUGGUUCUGGGACUGUGCCGGGGAAACAGAUUUCUAAAGGAAAUCAAAUCAGGAUAAGAUUUGUAUCUGAUGAAUAUUUUCCUUCUGAACCGGGGUUUUGCAUUCACUACAACAUCGUCGUGCCUCAAUUCACAGAAACUGUGAGCCCUUCAGAGUUACCCGCCUCAGCUUUGCCACUGGACCUGCUGAAUAACGCUGUCACUGCCUUUAGUACCUUGGAAGAUCUUAUUCGGUAUCUUGAACCCGAUAGGUGGCAGUUGGACUUAGAAGAUCUCUAUAGGCCAACGUGGCAACUUCUUGGCAAGGCUUUUGUUUUUGGAAGAAAAUCCAGAGUGGUGGAUCUGAACCUUCUAAAAGAGGAGGUAAGAUUAUACAGCUGCACACCUCGUAACUUCUCGGUGUCCAUAAGAGAAGAACUAAAGAGAACCGAUACCAUUUUCUGGCCAGGUUGUCUCCUGGUUAAACGCUGUGGUGGAAACUGUGCCUGUUGUCUCCACAAUUGCAAUGAAUGUCAAUGUGUCCCGAGCAAAGUUACUAAAAAAUAUCAUGAGGUCCUUCAGCUGCGACCAAAAAUUGGUGUCAGGGGAUUGCACAAAUCUCUCACUGACGUGGCCCUGGAACACCACGAGGAGUGUGACUGUGUGUGCAGAGGGAACACCGGAGGAUAACCACUUCACCAGGCGCAGCCGUCUCCCAGAACCAUACAGCUCAGCGACUGAUUCCCUUCUAGAACUUACGCCUUAUCUCCGUCCAUAAUCUCAGUUGUUCGCUUCAGGGACCUUUCAUCCUUCAAGAUUUACAGUGUGUUCUAAAAGAGGAGACACCAACCGGAAUUAGGAGUUGUGCAACAGCUCUCUUGAGAGGAGGCCCCGAUGACAGGAGGAAAGGUCUCCAGUCGUGGAAAAAAUAUUAAAUGUUCUAGGUCACUAGCUAGUUACAGAGUUACCAUGUACUUCUAGCUGUGUUCAAUAUGUCAGUUGUCUUGAUGUGACUUAGGUUAAUUCAGUACAGGAAAAAAAAAAAAAGAACUGUGCACAAGGGAGCACCUGAUUCUGUUGCUUUGCUUAACCCUCAAGCUCCAUGUUCUGGGCCUAAAAUCAGAGAAAUCUGGAUUUUUUUCUUUAUAUUCACAUGUAUAAAGCAGAGUGUUCAAUGUUCUACAAACUUGGUUUUAAAAAGGAACUAUGAUUCUAUAAAUCAAACUUGUGUCAUGCUGAUAGGAAAGACUGGAUUUUCCAUAUUUCUUAUUAAAAUUUCUACCAUUUAGAAGAAGAGAACUACGUUCAUGGUUUGGAAGCGACAAACCUGAAAAGAAGAGUGGCCUUAUCUUCACUUUAUAAGUUGGGUUAUUUUAUUGUGUACAUUUUUAUAUUCUCCUUUUGACAUUAUACCUGUUUGCUUUUCUAAUCUUGUUAAAUAUAUCUAUUUUUACCAAA
This is a messenger RNA of Rhinolophus ferrumequinum (greater horseshoe bat), 2280 nucleotides long. It is a transcript of the gene PDGFC, whose product is annotated as platelet derived growth factor C. Gene Ontology annotation, molecular function: growth factor activity; platelet-derived growth factor receptor binding. The record is from RefSeq and is a predicted model, not a curated record. The transcript is spliced from 7 exons. Lineage: Eukaryota; Metazoa; Chordata; Mammalia; Chiroptera; Rhinolophidae. Gene Ontology annotation, cellular component: membrane. Gene Ontology annotation, biological process: positive regulation of MAP kinase activity; positive regulation of cell population proliferation; positive regulation of protein autophosphorylation. Bases 475 to 1512 code for a protein of 345 amino acids.